Gamsiella multidivaricata is the source of this 668-nucleotide messenger RNA. Its product is annotated as 2Fe-2S ferredoxin-type domain-containing protein. The record is from RefSeq and is a predicted model, not a curated record. Lineage: Eukaryota; Fungi; Mortierellomycota; Mortierellomycetes; Mortierellales; Mortierellaceae. The coding region runs from base 173 to 574 and encodes 133 amino acids. Gene Ontology annotation, cellular component: mitochondrion. Gene Ontology annotation, biological process: P450-containing electron transport chain; positive regulation of oxidoreductase activity. The transcript has 5 exons. Gene Ontology annotation, molecular function: 2 iron, 2 sulfur cluster binding.
ACUGAACAAAGGACGGAUCGCAGGAUCUGAUAACGGCGAAGAUACCACAGGAACAGUGCGCAGUACAGUAGAUCAUCUCUCGCAUGGUGAAUCAACGCAGGAAAAAUAGGGGGGAGGGGGACAUCAGAUUCUUUGUUAAUCACCGAGCCGAGCAUGAUCGUACUCUCCUAGGAUGUUUGCAAUGCCUCUUAGGAACGAUCAAGGCAUCCAGUACGCAAAGAGGGGCCGUCCUGGCCCGGGAGAAGGCUUCACAGUCAACUUUAUCAUGCAGGACGGCGAAGAGAUUACUGUGCAAGCGCACGAGGGCGAGAGUCUGCUCGAUGCUGCUUGGGCUAACGACAUUGAUAUCGAAGGAGCAUGCGAGGCAUCGUUGGCUUGCUCAACAUGUCAUUUGAUCUUGGACACAGAAUCCUACUCAAAGCUGGAGGAGCCCACGGAUGAGGAGAAUGAUAUGCUGGAUCUCGCCUUCGGGUUAACUGAUACCUCGCGCCUUGGAUGUCAAGUGCUGAUGAACAAGGAGCUCGACGGCAUCGUGGCCAAACUCCCAGCCAUCACCAGAAACGCCUCUGCUUAAGGAUUUACACGCGUCCCCAGUUCCCCUCAAGAUCGCCUUUGAACACACACAUACACACACAUAGAUUCCCGAAUAUAGGGCGUACAUGCAUGCA